AUGCGAGAAGACGUGCUCCUCCGAUUUCUUGCCAUCUUCCUCUUUUUCCAUCCAAUUUUUUGCUCCACCGCACUCAAAACAUGCAAAAGUUUCUGGGUAUCCAAUCGGCCAUCACAGGACUGCAGUUCUCUAUCCCUACAAGAGCCUCCACCACUUCUGCCCAACGUCCUCUCUCUAUCCGUCUCAAAUAAUUCGAUUUUUCGAAUUUCAAAUUUCCCGCCCGACUACCGCCGUCUGCAAUCUCUGCGUCUCGAUCAGUGUCAGCUGGAGAAGCUGGAAUUCGAGGCUCUUUCAGUUUUCGAGCAAUUAAAGGAGCUGGAUGUUUCUAGAAAUUCCUUAACCAAAUUGAUAAUUCCCAGAAAUUUAGUCUCGUUGAGAGUGCUAAAUUUGGCGUUUAAUUCGUUUAGCUACGUUCCGGACAUGUCCCACUUGGAAUCUCUGCGUCUCGUCGAUCUAUCCCACAAUCGCCUGAUCUCUGUUCGUCCCCGAAUGCUACCAUUCAAUUUAGAAGUCGUUCGACUAUCAGCAAAUCGAUUCACCCAUCUUUCGCCAUGGCCAUUUUUGCAUAAGCUACAGGAACUCGACGUAACAUUUAACGACCUGGAAUGUGACUGCUCUCUAUGGCAUUUCGUAACAUGGGCUGAAAAAUUGGCUCUUUUUGAUAGCACAAUGCUUCCAUGCCGACGACCCAGUGAGCUGCGCAAGAGCCCCAUAGAUGGAACGACAGUCUGCGGUCCUACAGUAGUCUCGUCGUCAGCGGAGUCUGUUGUCGUUUCGCUGGAAGAUUCUCAUACAAUGUGCUGUACUGCACUAGCCACACCACCGCCACAACUAUUUUGGCAGUUGAACGGGAAAAAUAUUUCGAAUGGACUCUCUCAAAAACACCUCUCGGACUCUGGAAAAGUCGAAUUUUGCUUGGAAAUUCGAAAGAUUCAACUGAAAGACAUGGGCAAGUACCGAUGUGUCGCCUCGCUAGCCGGUUUGAACUCAUCGAAGGAGUUUCAUGUGGAGCGCGACAAAAUCCCAAUAGUACUGAAUUCAGCAGAAGGGAUGGUAAUCUACUGUCAAAUUACAAUAUGUGCAUUCCUCGGCGUCUGUUGUUUUAUAAGCUGCUGUGUUUUGCGCUCCGGUGGCCGCGGAAAAACUCGGCCAAAUCGAGAAUUCCUCCAUACGAAAGUUAUGGAAAUCCCCAGAGAUUCGUGUGAAUAUUGCUGCGAUAUUGGCAAUGUAGAAGUUGGAGAUGGAGAUGAAGAUGAUGACGUGGCAUCUAGAGAGUGUGACGAUUGGGGAGACGCAGAGACAGCGGCGGUUCGACAGUAUCUUCAGUGGCGCGCGAUGCACCAGGAUCAGCAUAAGUACUCAAUGAUCCCCCAAAUCCGCCACGAAAGUCUGUGCCGCCUGUCCAACGAGGCGAGCCUGAGCAAUCGCGCUCCAUUGGCCAAAUUCGACGAGCAUCAACACUCGGUGUCCUUUGAUAUGACACAUUUGUGA
Messenger RNA from Caenorhabditis briggsae, 1491 nucleotides. Lineage: Eukaryota; Metazoa; Nematoda; Chromadorea; Rhabditida; Rhabditidae. The record is from RefSeq and is a predicted model, not a curated record. The coding region runs from base 1 to 1491 and encodes 496 amino acids. The transcript is spliced from 8 exons. Gene Ontology annotation, molecular function: protein binding. Gene Ontology annotation, cellular component: membrane.